This is a messenger RNA of Pecten maximus, 1492 nucleotides long. RefSeq names its product neuronal acetylcholine receptor subunit alpha-7-like. The transcript has a single exon. The coding region runs from base 93 to 1274 and encodes 393 amino acids. Gene Ontology annotation, biological process: monoatomic ion transmembrane transport. The record is from RefSeq and is a predicted model, not a curated record. Gene Ontology annotation, cellular component: membrane. Lineage: Eukaryota; Metazoa; Mollusca; Bivalvia; Pectinida; Pectinidae. Gene Ontology annotation, molecular function: extracellular ligand-gated monoatomic ion channel activity; transmembrane signaling receptor activity.
UACAGAUAAACAGGAUGACAAAAUUCCUUGUUUUCCUCAUUUCGGUGGUCUGCGUUGGCAUCAUCAUAUCCUGUGCACAUGCUCAUGGUACAAUGGAUGACCUGAUGAGGCUGAAGGAUACUCUGUUCCAGAAUUAUACCAAGGACUUCCGGCCGGUUUAUAAUCUUAGUGAGCCUACUCAUGUCACACUUUCAAUGUACCUGAUAACGAUUUUAGAUCUUGAUGAGAUAACGGGAACUAUCACACUCAAUUGUGGACUGAUGGUUCUUUGGUCUGACUAUCGUCUUGUGUGGAACUCAAGCGACUUCGGCGGCAUAUCCUCCUUUGUUUUCAACUCCUCGAAUGUAUGGAAACCUCGCAUAUACUUUACAACAUCUUCUGACGAUUUGUCUGAUUUUUCUUACGACGCCUUCGACGUACGGGUGUUUUCAAAUGGCUCCGUUUUAUCUUCCCCUGGCAGGAACGUAAGGGCAAGCUGCAUGCUCGACAUGACCAAAUUUCCAAAGGAUUCACAAACAUGUGUUUUACAGGUUAUGGCAUGGAUGUUACCAGCCAGUGAGAUGGUGUUUGUAAUAGGAAGUUCAGAUAUCGACUUAAGUUACUACAAGCCUAACGGAGAAUGGGAUAUAGAUAGGACCUCUAUUGCGAACAACAAUGACUUCGGAACUGAAUAUUCUCUCAUAGACUUCACAAUUCAUUUGUCCAGACGAUAUGCAUACUUCCUCGUAUCGAUGGCCUCGCCAAUACUGUUUCUUUGUUUCCUCAACCCAUUCGUGUUCCUAAUUCCAGUUUCCUCAGGGGAAAGAAUAUCCUUCACAAUCACUAUGUUCUUGUCUCUUGCGGUAUACAUGACACUUAUUGGAGAGAACAUGCCACAUGUAUCAGAUCCGAUGGCAGCCAUCUCUUACUUCCUACUCCUGGCUAUGUUAUAUAGCAGUGUUGUUAUCAUUUUGACAAUAUUCACUCUUCGCUGUGAUGCCGUCAAAGACGUACAUGAAUUCCCAAGAUGGCUUUUGUGGCUAGUCCGCUGUGGUAGACGUAAGAAAUUGGCUGACCCCAUCAGUAAGGGCAGCUCUGCUUCCAAAUCCAGCGAUAUCCAUGCGAAAGAGUAUGGUGAAGCAACAGACGAACGGAAAGUACUGGGGAACAUGGAACAGGAAAAAAGCAUUAGGAAGGAAGAUGUUAUGAACUUUAUAGAAAAAAGUCUUUUUUGCUUUACACUUUCAUUAAUGUGCUUAAUGUGGUUCGUGUUUUGGAUGUAUUACUGGAUGUAGCUUGACUAUUAUGCCGAGGAGUGGGAAGUAACGUGUUUUUCGAAUGCGUGAUUUUUAAAGGGUAAUAGACUAUUGAUAUUUGGUAUUUUUCUCUUCUUACGAAACACCAUUGUCCUUAUAUAAAUGUAGUUAAUGUUCUUUUGAAAUCCAUCAUUGAAAAUUGCCGUGGUGGUUUUGCACCUUCCCCGUGCAAGAGUUGGGAUGACUAUUGUACCUAC